This is a messenger RNA of Liolophura sinensis, 2607 nucleotides long. RefSeq names its product GRIP and coiled-coil domain-containing protein 1-like. The coding region runs from base 184 to 2319 and encodes 711 amino acids. Lineage: Eukaryota; Metazoa; Mollusca; Polyplacophora; Chitonida; Chitonidae. The transcript has 11 exons. The record is from RefSeq and is a predicted model, not a curated record. Gene Ontology annotation, cellular component: Golgi apparatus.
CGGGAACGACUUUGGCGGAACUGUAUUCGUGGACUGAAAGGCUUGCCAGUGACAGCCAGUGCCCAACAACAACACUGUGUCAUACUGAUUCUGUUCAUUGUUUGUUACUCUGUAUGUCGUCAUCUGGUCACAGAGGAGGAUGACAAUGCCACGGAGAUGUUGAUUUAACGGAACUAUGCCGAAAUGGAGAGGGAUACACCAAGAUCUGAGCUUCUCAAAGCUCUUGAAACAAAAACAGAACAGCUGCAUCGAUAUGAAUCAAGACUGAGAGAUGUGGUUCAUGCCUACAAGGGUGUUGUUAAGGAAAAGGAGGCUCUGGAAGCUACAGUUAAAGUUCUAAGUGAGGCACCCCAACAAAGUUCAGGGAUAAAGAAACCAAGUCAGAGUGCAUCGGGGGAGGGAAAUGCCUCUGAGGGUUUCUCUGAUCCUCUCAGUGUGCAGCACACGAAUGAGAAUGAAGAUGGGACAGAGGAAGUGUCGAGUCUGCGAGAUAAAGUAGCCACUUUGUCGUCUUCCAUCGCCACUUUGUCGGAGGAAAAGUCACGUUUGGAAGCCGGUUACAUGGCAGAGAAGAAAAAACUGAGACAUGACAAUGAAGAUCUUCAGAAGAAAUUUGAUGAACACAAAGAGAGUUCCUUAAAGCUUGAACAAGAGAAGAAUGCGGAGAUUCAACAACUGAAAAACAAGAUUCGAACUCAGCAGCACGAGCGGGAAAAGGAGCAGACAGAUCAUGUGGUGAUGCUGCGAGAGCUUCAGAAACUUCUAGCUGAGGAAAGGGCAACAAAAGAACAACUAGAGCACCAGCUGGAUGAGGCCCGCGAACGACUAAGAGUGCGUGAGAACCAGCCAGACUUAGCGGAGCAAUAUGAAAAACGCAUCAGGGAUCUAUCCAAUGAGCUGCAGGUUGUGAGAAAUCGUAUGAAAGCUGCAGAGGAUAAAGCUGACGAACCAUCUCCUUUUGUCCUGGAGCUGCAGAAGGAGAUGGCAGAAAUGAAGACUCAGUAUCGUAUCCAAGUGGUUCAGGAACAGCGCAGAGCUAACGAGGCAGAGCAGCGACUUCAGGACGCGGGCAGACAGGGGGAGGAGCGAGUGUCGGGGCUGGAGGACAAGCUCUCCGAGCUGUCUGAGGUGGUCGGCAAUUACGAACGUUUGCGCUACCAGGACCAGCAGGCCAUUUACAGACUUAAGGAAAGAGUUACCCAACUUGAUCUGGAGAACAGCGCCCUCGUACAAGCUGUCCAUCAACCAGAGAAAGACACAGAAUUGACCAAUGAGGAGAAUUUGGAUGCACAAGCCCUCGCGACUAAGAUCGUGCGUCUGAAAGCACUGCUAAAAGUGGCCAAUGACAGAUCAGAGAAACCUGUGAAUUUGGAAGAGGUUUUGGGUUCUGGGGUAUCGGAGUGUGGUUUGUGUCAGCAGUACCAGGAGGACCUGAGGGUGGUCAGGGAGGAGUUUGAGAGGUACAAACUACGCGCUCAGUCUGUCCUCAAAAACAAAUCCAGGGACCCAAGUAGCACAAAAACAGAGGACUCCCUGCGAGAACAGGUGAAUGAGCUGAAAGAAAAAGUGAAAAGCCUCCGUCUCCAGUGUGAUGACUGUGAGGAGAAACAGAAAGUGAAAGUGGAGGAGUUGACCAAGGCCAUGGUCUCACUACAACAACGACAUAAGCAGGAACUGGAUCAUUUGACCGCAGACCACAAGCAGGAGUUGAAUGAACUGCAGUACCAGCUGAAAAAACAGCGUGAACGAACUGUGUCGCUUCUGGCAGAGAAGGCCCAGGAACUAGAACAACUACGAGCUGCAAGUUUGAGCAGACAAGGGGGAGAGUACUCUUCAUCUUUACUGCAUUCAACCAAGGAAAUUGACUCACCCCAGCCAGUGUUGACAAGGAGUGUGUCUGAGGAAGAAGAAGCUGUGUCAAAGCUGCUACAAAAACCUGGACUUCUCCAAGGGGAGACAAAUCUGUUACACUUUGCUCAGGAGCAGGCACGGCGAGAUGUGGAGAUUGCUGCUCUGCGGAAAAAUAAACGCCAGCUAGAAAAUGCACUCCGUGAACUCCAGCAGUCAUCCAGCAUGAAGGAAGAAAAAUAUCAGGAAAAGAUUGAGAACUUAACUGAAGAGGUCCGCAAACAUGAACGAUAUAAAUCCAGAGAAGGUGCUAAUUUGGAAUAUUUGAAAAAUGUGACAUUCAGAUUUUUGACUUCAAAUAACUUGCAAGCUAAACAGCAAAUGUUCAAUGCAAUUUCCACCAUUUUGCAGUUUAGCCCAAGGGAGAAAACAAAAGUAGAACAUUAUAUGAAGUCCUGGUGGGGAACGUAGGCCAAAGUUUCAUGAAUGUUUUACUUGUACUUUUAGAUUAUCUUGAUGUUGAAAACGUAUGCGUUACAGACUGUGCAGAAAAAAAUGAACCUUGGCAUUGUGGUGCUCUGUUUAUAAUAAUGGAGUUCAUUUUAAAAUGAAAUUCUAUUCCAGCUUGAUUGUAAAACUACAGAUUUAUAUUGUUCCACAUUGUGUAGUAAUUGUGGGGAUAAUCCCUGGCAUAGCUGACAAAGACUUCCUAUGUGACACAAGGUAAAGACGGACAGAGUAUAGUGUACUUUAUGCUAC